CCAGGGCUGGAGACGAUGCAUCUCCUGACUAUGAAAGGAACCUAUGAGCUGAGGGCCAUGGAGGACUUUGAGGGGAAUAAGGUCUAUGCUCAGUACUCUUCCUUCUCCGUUGGACCAGAGGCUGAAGGAUCUGCUAACACUGGCUCAUUCAAAGAUGGAGGAGCAGGAGAUUCUCUGGUUUAUCACAAUGGUCAGAAAUUUACAACGUUAGAUAAAGACCAGGACCUUCAUGCCGCCAACUGUGCCCAGGUGUACUACGGAGGAUUUUGGCACAACGACUGCCAUUUUACAAACCCCAAUGGGAUAUAUGCAUGGGGCGAGUCUACCUUUGGUAUUGGCAUCAACUGGCAAACAUGGAAAGGCUUUACAUACUCCCUGAAAGCCAUCACCAUGAAGAUCAGACCAGCACCGGCAUAGAAGUCAAUCAUUUCUAACACAAUUGUAAAAUCUGAUUUUUCAAUAACAAUUACUGUCAUACAAACAUUUCCAGCACAUGCACAUAUUCCAUUUAUAAGGG
Messenger RNA from Salvelinus sp. IW2-2015, 517 nucleotides. Its product is annotated as microfibril-associated glycoprotein 4-like. Gene Ontology annotation, biological process: elastic fiber assembly. The record is from RefSeq and is a predicted model, not a curated record. Lineage: Eukaryota; Metazoa; Chordata; Actinopteri; Salmoniformes; Salmonidae.